This is a messenger RNA of Tauraco erythrolophus (red-crested turaco), 1435 nucleotides long. NCBI's taxonomy places the organism in Eukaryota, Metazoa, Chordata, Aves, Musophagiformes, Musophagidae. The record is from RefSeq and is a predicted model, not a curated record.
AUGCUGGUCUCCCUGCUCUUCCCCCAAGUGAGCCGGCCCCUUCGAUGCCUCGUCCGGGACUGGCACCGUUGCAGAUGGGGGUUGCCCGGGCAGAAGAGGGCUGACUGUCCCCGCAGAGGUCUGCAAACCCCACGGGCAGCCUACAGCAGUGACGUUACCCCUGUCUUCACCAGGGCUUUGGGUUUCGGUGAUAAAAUCGCCAUCGUUGACCAAAACGGUGAGCACACUUACAGGGACCUUCUCAGCCAGAGUCUACGCUUGUCCCAGGAGAUCUGCAGAGCUCUGGGGUGCUCCAGCAGGGACUUAAAGGAAGAGAGGAUCUCGUUUUUGUGUCCCAAUGACGCCUCGUACGUGGUGGCCCAGUGGGCUGCCUGGAUGAGCGGGGGCAUAGCAGUGCCCCUUUACAAGAAGCACCCGGUGCAGCAACUGGAGUAUGUGAUUCAGGAUUCGCAGAGUGCCCUGGUCGUCGCAGCAGAGGACUAUGUGGGGAGAAUAGCCCCCAGCGCCGAGAAGCUGGGAAUCCCGGUUCUGCCGCUGCUUAGGUCUCCUAGCAAUGGAUCUGCAAGUCGUGCAGCAGUGGAAGAGGGUCCCUUGACAGCCUGCUCCUCGUGGAAAGACAGAGGAGCCAUGAUAAUCUACACUAGUGGGACGACAGGAAGACCAAAAGGUGUCCUCAGCACCCAUGAGAACGUGCAAGCUGUGACCACAGGGCUGGUUGAAAAAUGGGAGUGGAAGAAGGACGAUGUUAUUCUGCACGUGCUGCCUUUACAUCAUGUCCACGGGGUGAUCAAUAAGCUCCUCUGUCCUCUCUGGGUGGGAGCGACAUGCAUCAUGUUACCCGAAUUCAGUGCACAGAUGGUUUGGCAGAAGUUCCUAAGCUCCCAAGCUCCCCGUGUCAGCGUCUUCAUGGCAGUGCCCACUAUCUAUGCCAAGCUGAUAGAGUAUUAUGACAAGCAUUUCUCUCAGCCGCAAGUCCAGGAUUUCGUGCGUGCCUUUUGCCAGGAGAACAUCAGGUUAAUGGUAUCAGGCUCGGCAGCCCUGCCCGUGCCUGUCCUGGAGAAAUGGAAGAGCAUCACUGGGCACACGUUGCUGGAGAGGUAUGGGAUGACUGAGAUUGGGAUGGCGCUUUCUAACCCUUUGCAUGGAGUCCGUGUGCCAGGUUCUGUGGGCACCCCGCUUCCAGGGGUAGAAGUGCGCAUUGCCACCGAGACCUUGAAAAACGGUGGUCGUUCCUACACCAUCCAUGCUCAGGGAGAUGAAGACAGCACACAGGUGACUCCGGGUCUCGAGGAGCGAGAAGGGGAGCUGCUGGUGAAGGGACCCUCCGUCUUCCGCGAGUACUGGAACAGACCCAGGGAAACGGCGGAUGCCUUCACGCCCGACGGCUGGUUCAAAACAGGUACCGCGACGGCUUCCCCGCGGCGUCUGGCGCAGG